AUGCCCCCCAGGAAAAUUUACUCCGCCGAGCUAGGCCUCAACCUCGAUUCAGGCCGGGAAGAAGAAUCCUUCAAAUGGUUCCUGGCAUGCCUCCUCUUCGGCAAGCCCAUUCAACAAGACAUCGCCCGACGCGCAUUCCACGAGCUGACCGAUUCCGGCAUUACAUCUCCAACUGCACUGCUAGACACCGGCUGGCAGGGCCUGGUCGAGAUCCUGGACCGGGCGCAUUACGUGCGCUAUGAUUUCUCGACUGCGUCCAAACUACUUGACGUGGCGCAGGGGGUUAAUGAUAAAUAUGGCUCCUUUGGAGAUCUUUUGCGUCAGGCGGGGUCGACGAAGAGGUUGUCUGGGUCGUUGAGGGAACUUAAGGGGGUUGGACCGAAGACGGUGGAUAUCUUUUUACGUGAUAUGUCGCCUGCGCUGCAGAAAAGUUGGGGGUAUGAGUGUUGA
Messenger RNA from Penicillium alfredii, 450 nucleotides. RefSeq lists its product as uncharacterized. NCBI's taxonomy places the organism in Eukaryota, Fungi, Ascomycota, Eurotiomycetes, Eurotiales, Aspergillaceae. Gene Ontology annotation, molecular function: catalytic activity. The transcript has a single exon. Gene Ontology annotation, biological process: DNA repair. The record is from RefSeq and is a predicted model, not a curated record. The coding region runs from base 1 to 450 and encodes 149 amino acids.